UCAGGCAGGGAGGAAGACUAGACAUGGCAUGGAGGGCUCGAUCUUGCGCUCACAGAUAUCAGUGAGAGCUUUGACACUAACAAAUUGGCUGUCUGAAAUUCCCAGGCCCCUUGUGCCCUUCACCCCUCUGGCAGACGGGCACUGGACAGAAUCACAGCUGUGUUCAUCUGGAGGACAUCUAGCUUUGCUGAUCUGACCGCUAUUAUCUGGAUUGGGGUAGCACCUAGUUACGGACCAGGCCCCCAUGUGCCAGGCGCUGUACAUUAUCAGGUGUAUUACGGUAGAGCCUAGGUGCCCCAGGCACAGAGAGAAAACCUCAGAGAGGCUGAGGCCUGACUACGUGCCUCCCAGCCGAGUUCUGCUGCUGCUUCCAAGCUCUGAAGCAAAGAUAAUGGCCCCGUGGCGAGGUCCUUCCGCGGCGGUGACGACAGUAGGAACUAGGGACUAUUUAACCAGACAACCAGGGGGAAAAAAGAACAACUAAUUUAGCACAUACAUUUGCUGAAGUCCUGGAAAGCCAGGGAAGGCCUCUUCAUUCUGCCGCAUCCUGAGGAACUGGAUCCGGGACUCCAAAUUAACAACUGCCUGCAAGGACGCUCAGUGCCCCUCAGAGAGAAGCAAAAGGAGCAGGUUCUCCAACUGGUGGCCACUUUUCCAAAGGUAUUUGCAGCUCGUCCGUGGCCCAGCAUCACAUUAAUGCAGAACCUGGUGAAGUAAUACAGGACGGGUUCCAACCAAUCCCCGACAAAUUGAGGGGGGCUGUCAAGGCCAUGUUAGAACUCGGGGUAACAGAGGAAUCCCUGAGCGACUGGAGGAGUCCUGUUGUGCUGGUUGCAAAGCCGGAUGGCUCCCUGUGUUUCUGGGAGGACUUCGUUCCUACUCCAUGUUGUGGAUGGACGAACUCUUAGGCCAGCUGGGAGAAGCCCAGUGCAUCACCACUCUGGAUUUGACAAAGGGAUACUGGAACAUCCCCUUAUCACUGGACUCUCGGAAGAAGACGGCUUCCCCUACACCACUUGGCCUAAUUCAUUUUAAGACGAUGCUCUUUGGGUUACAGGGGGCAGUGGCCCCCUUUUCAAUGUUUGGUGGACCAAUUACUCCAACCACAUAAUCAACAUGCGGCUGCGUACUUGGACAAUGUAGUCAUCUCCAGCAAGGAUUGGGAUUCCCAUCUGGACAAAUAGCGGCCCUUCCCUGAUCACUGAGGGAAGCUGGGUUAAUGGCUAACCCAGUUUGUAAUAGGGAAAACAGGAAUCCCAUUAUCUGGGAUACAUGGUCGGUGGAGGGCAAGUCCACCCCUAGAUGGAUAAGGUCUAUGCCCAAUGGGCACACAAGUUCGGGUCUUCCUAGGCCUAGCUGGCUACUAUGACUGAUUCAUACCACGUUCACCACGAUAGCAGCCCCACUGACUGACCUAACCAAGGACACUGCCAUCAGGGUCGGAGCAGUGCUCUGCAUGGGGGCGGGUACCCGAGGAGCAGUGGGCGGUCCCAGGCCUUCCAGCCAUUGGGACGACUGUUGCUGGUGUGAUGCCAUCUGCGUGAGCAGUCGUUGUGCUGGCGAGUCAGCCGGCCGGUGCAGGAGCCGGUUCACCUCCGUCGCUCUUUGCACUGCAGCGAUGGUUACAGUCCUCCCCACUUCUGAGACUGCCUCGUCAGCUGCUCUCCGGCCGUCUCCUAACUGUCUCCCUCUAGCCACCUCCAAUUGGCCCAGCCCUAAAAUGGGUCAAGCAGCCCUUAAACUCCAGGGCGUUUGUUGUCUCCCCAUCAGUUCCUUAGAGGCAGCCUGGCCCGGUUGUUGCUCCUCCACUAUCCCAGGCCUUUCUGCCUCCCCAUCUCACUCUGUCCUCCCUCCUUUAUAGCUGUGGCUGCCUGCGGGCCUCCAUGACUGUCAGCCUGGUGCCUCUCUCCCUGGGCUCCACCUGGUCACCCGUAAUGGGGCUCACAAAGCCCAGGGCUGUGCUGGGUGGCGGGGGCUAUGCCGGAGUGCUGAGUGUACUGUCUUGCGGCCCUAGUGCCUGGGGAGAGGCGCCCAACUGCCGGCCCCAGUUUGCCAGCCUGGGAGAUUCUGGCAAUGUCUUCUCCCCGAGUUGGCAGCUCUAGCUUCCUGCCCAGCAUGGUUUGCAUGUGAAGCUGAGUGUGCUCAAACACAGGCUGGUCACGCUCGAAGGCCCCCUCCUGCCUGGAGCAACAUUGUGCAACAACAGCUCCCCGCCGAGCCAGCCUUCCCAGGUGUGACCCCGCCUCCUCUCGCUCCAAGCAGCAUAAAUAGGCAGGCGAAGCUCAGCAAGAAAUCAGACUGGAGGCAGGUGAAGAAUGGGCGACUCGGAGCCACGGGCGGGCCUGGGUACUGUAUUGCCAUCAGCAAGCUACGGCUGCGAAGGGCUUUGUCUUCUGCUACUGCUCUGCUGGGCCUUGCGGCUCUCCGGGGCUUUUCUCCUUCCUCUUUUGCCAAGAGUGCAUUUGAUCUCCUUGUAGCUGGAUCCCGGAGGCAGGCUGCCCCGCCCACCCGAGACGCAGCGCCCAGGCAGGACAGGCGUUUGCAGCGCGACCACCGUGUUUUCAAGCCAGAGAAUGGGCUGAUAUAUUGAGACCUCGGUGGCGGGCAAGCGAGCGGCUCCGCAGAGCCAGCCCGCGGCCAAUCAGGGUCAUUUGAUUUUCUUUGAAUAAGUGACCGCUUAGUUGUAAACAGGUGAAACCCCAGCUCAUUUCUAAACAAGUCCCCUCCAGCUUGAAUUUUAGCUGCGUUUCUCUGACCAUAGUUUUCAUUCCCUCCAAGGCGACACACAGGAAACAAAGGUCACCGCAGUGCGGAAGUUGCAGCGCAGCUGGUUACGACACCGGCUGCAAGGCGUGCAGGUUGACAAUUACGCUAGUGGAAAUUUUGAUACCACAGAAUGAGUUACAAUGAUGUACAUUGCGGGCAUGCGGGAGCAUGUGACGGCCGCUAUAAAGAGACCCAUACUGGCCCAAUGGCAGAGUAGAUCCACAGAGCAGGGGCAGCCGGUGCAGGAUGGGUUGUCCGGUGUGUUGGCUCAGUUACCUGAUAGUGCUUUUUCUCUGCGGUUUCUGUUCAGAGGCACAUCCGUCCGAGAUUCAUGAAAAGCCAGCCGCCCAGAUGAAAGUCUUCAAGUACCGCCUUUGGGAUGUGGCCCAGAAGUCUCUCUACCUGCGGAACAAUCAGCUGGUCGCUGGCUAUUUGCAAGGGCCCAACUCUGCGCUGGAAGAGAAAAUUUGCUGGGUCCCCAACCGCUCCUUCGAGCGGGAGAAGUUCCCCAUCAUCCUGGGCGUCCAGGACGGGCGCCGCAGCCUGGCGUGUGGGACAGGCGCCCUGCCCGCGCUGCAGCUGGAGGACGUGAACAUCACGGAGCUGUCCCGGGGCGGUGAGGAAACCACCCGCUUCACCUUCUUCCGCUCCUACAAGGAAGGCAUGUGGCGCUUCGAGUCGGCUGCCAACCCAGGCUGGCUGCUCUGCACCUCCGCCCAGUCCAACGAGCCCCUGGGCCUCACCACCAGCCCGGACGCUGCCCAUAUCGUUGACUUCUACUUCCAGCUGUGCUGAGCCCAGCCGCCCGGGAGUGUGCCCCGGCCCAGCCUCCCCCCGGCUGUGUAGGAGGAGACCAGCUGGGUCGGGAAGGGCUGCACGACCUCUCCCUGACGCAGCCGCAACCUGCUGGGGCACAGGAGACAGAGCCAUGUCCUUAGGACUCCUGAGUCCCAGCAGGAGGGCACCGGGGCCUGAUCCUGCCAGGAACUGAGCGCCCUCCCGGUGGGGGUGUUUCAGUGCACCCAGCCCCUUGUAGAGCCAGGCCGUACGCUUCAGCCAACGUGCCCCAAAGGGGGGCCCGAUCCUGGGGGCCCCUCUCCAGAGCCGUGGAGCCUUUCCAAAGGGGCCUGCAGGCGUCCAGUGGCAAGAUGGCCCAGCGGUUCGAGCACUAGCCGGGGACUUGGAAAACCCUGCUCUGCCAGACUCCCUUGGGCAGAUCCCGGAGCCGCUCCGUGCCUUAAUUUCCCCCCCUGUACAAUGGGGACACCAGCCCUGCCCCCCGGGGUGUGUGAGGGUAACUCCAUGGGGGGGGAGGGAUUUCUCAGUGGUUUGAGCAUUGGCCUGCUAAACCCAGGGUGGUGAGUUCAAUCCUUGGGGCGGCCAUUUAGGGAUCUGGGGCAAAAAUUGGGGAUUGGUCCUGCUUUGAGCAGGGGGUAGGACUAGAUGACCUCCUGACGUCCCUUUCAACCCUGAUAGUCUAUGAUUCUAUGAUUCAUUAGCCACAGGCUCUGGUGCUGGGGGCCAGACAGGGCCCAUGGACAGGAAUCCCAGAGCAGGCGGGUGUCUGGCCGUGGGCCCGACAGAGCCGCAGCAGGAUGUUGCCAUGGCAGCACUGUUCCGGCUGGGCUCAGUGUCUCCCAGCGGUUCUGCUCUGCAUGGCUGCGGAAGGGCCGGCUGCCCUGGAAGGGGAUCUGGAUGCGCGCCCUCGCUGUGUGACUAGCUCGUCCCACUGGAGAGCUCUGGCCCCAUGGAUCCCCCCAACCCCAGCCUGGCUUUGAAUAAACGUGGAAAGUAGCUA
Chelonia mydas (Green sea turtle) is the source of this 4564-nucleotide messenger RNA. Its product is annotated as interleukin-1 receptor antagonist protein. The record is from RefSeq and is a predicted model, not a curated record. Lineage: Eukaryota; Metazoa; Chordata; Testudines; Cheloniidae. Gene Ontology annotation, biological process: cellular response to lipopolysaccharide; inflammatory response to antigenic stimulus; positive regulation of gene expression. Bases 3013 to 3561 code for a protein of 182 amino acids. Gene Ontology annotation, molecular function: cytokine activity; interleukin-1 receptor binding. The transcript has 4 exons.